AUGACAAGAGGAUUUGGGAAGGACACACCCUCGAGUACUCCCCUCAUGACCGAUUCGACGGCUUGCCUCGGCAGCAACGACCAACCGGGAGGGCCGGUACCACUUUACGUCUCUGCCUACUUGAGUCGGUUCCCGUCCUCCGUAAUCCACAAGCUCCGGUAUCGCCUGCUUGUCGAGUCGCUUCUUCACUUAAUCCACUCUCGUCUCGUUCGGCAGGACGCUUUGAGUACUGAAGGCCGGCCGUCGGUCGGCGUCUUCUGGCCUCAUUUCACACCGGCUGAAGCGUGA
This is a messenger RNA of Protopolystoma xenopodis, 288 nucleotides long. Lineage: Eukaryota; Metazoa; Platyhelminthes; Monogenea; Polystomatidea; Polystomatidae. The record is from the annotation of a GenBank genome assembly.